Penicillium digitatum Pd1 is the source of this 105-nucleotide messenger RNA. RefSeq lists its product as uncharacterized. The record is from RefSeq and is a predicted model, not a curated record. NCBI's taxonomy places the organism in Eukaryota, Fungi, Ascomycota, Eurotiomycetes, Eurotiales, Aspergillaceae.
AUGUCGACAACUUCCGAAGAAAACUUGGGUUUCGACUCCGAAAUCAGCGAGAACGAGAUAGACAUGGUUAGGCUGGUUCUCAAGCUGAAAGGCGCAUCCAACUAG